UAGCGAACGCCCCCUGGGCUCCAGACAAAAGAAUACACAACAGUGACGUCUAACGGGGGUCUUUUGGACAUUCUCUCACACAAACACACUGACACACACACACACACACACACACACACACAUUUAAAGUGAUCAUAAAGAAGGGGGCCGUCUGUUUAAAGCUUGCUACAUUUGCGAGCUGAUGCCUUGGACUAUGACGAACAGCAACUCCCCCACUUUUCAACUCUGACCUCAAGGAUUUGCAGAAACAGUGGGAGAGAGAGAGAGAGAGUGAGAGAGACAGAGAGAGAGAGAGGGGGGAUAGAAAGAAAAAAGCAAAAGGAGGUGGGCUAGAGGACUUCUUGUUCCAAUGAGGCAGUGGGGGCUCUUCCAGCAGAGAGACAGUCGUGGUAAGCUUAAGCAAAGCCACUAACGAGUCAGCUCCUAGCAACGCUGUCCGGAGAAUCUAUGCUUUCUUUGCAUCAAUACUCUUCCGAAGGCAAUGUGAAGUGACUGAAAAGAAAAGGAAGAAGAAAAACAAUCUAAUGCCUGCAAAGAGAAGCCAGCUGCCCACACAGAGUUCAGACCAGUGCAAUAAGUAAAGCACUGAAGAAAGGGAAAGAAGUACAAAAGGAAAAACAGAGAAAACUAAGUAAGGAGCGAGAUCCAGUCAAGCUGCAGCCAGCCGAAGCCAGUGGAAUGGACCUAGGUGCCAGUUGGAUUAAUCCCAGCGUACCCGCAGUGCUGUCUGAGGAGGAGGGCUGAGGAUCUGCUGCAACGACAACAAACUCCUGAAUGAGGAUGAAUGGAGAUGUUCUUUAGCUAAGCCUCAAGACAACACUCUUGCCAAAUCCACCUCUGCGUAAGCUGGGACAGCACAAGCCAACAGCUGGAGGAGGUGGUGGUGGUGGAGGAGGAGGUGGAGGAGAGGAGCCAGGGGGCCCAGAGCACUGCUGGUGCUCCCGCCCCAGAGGAGAGCCGGGAGCGGGCAGGACACUGAGGAAGGACAGGGUCUGGAGGAGGGACACGAGGGAGGGGGCGAGGUGGCGGGCGGCGGGCGUCGCAUGGCCGUGCAGAGGCUGGUGGCGGCGGCGGUGGCAGUGGCCCUGCUGUCCCUGGUCCUAAACAAUGUCGCAGCCUUCACCCCCAGCUGGGUCCUGCAAGCCCUGGAGGACGGACGCAAGCGAAGCGUGGGACUAUGGAGGAUGUGCCCCACUGGUGGGGAAAGGGUCCGUGAUGACCUCCAGGCUGGGAGAAGGGGGCAAGGGGCACCGAGGCAGUGUGAAAGCCUUGGAUGGGGCUCUGAGUAUGCAGGCUACCAAGAGUCACGCAGCACUGUCAAAUUGCAGUUCGACAUGAUGCGAGCGUGUAACCUGAUGGCGACGGUGGCCCUGACAGUUGGUCAGCUGAUCUUCCUUCUAGGCCUGAUGGAGCUGCCUUUCAUCACGCAGGAAUCACAGUGGUGGGAGGAAGCCAUUGCUGCGCUCUUCCAGCUCGCCAGUUUUGUGCUGGUGAUUGGACUUGUGACCUUCUACAAGAUCGGGCCCUACACACACCUGUCCUACUCCUGCUACUUGGAUAUAGCUGCUUGCCUGCUGGCCACGAUAGCUGCGGCCAUGCUUAUCUGGAACAUUUUACACCGCCGUGAUGAUUGCCUUGCACCUCGAGUUAUCAUCAUCAGUCGCUCUCUGGCGUCACCUUUCCACCCACGUCUAGACAAUGACUACGUGGAGUCGCCUUGUUGAGCCAUGUGACCUCACAAGCUAUGUCAAUAGGGAGUAACAGACUGCACGGACAAGACUGCACACUCAACUAUUCAUGUUUUUCUCCAGCUGGUGCUUCCAGAAAAGAACAUUCCUGUGGCUUUACAGUGGCUGGACUAACAUGUACCUGCAAUUAUAAAUCUCUAUAUUUCACAACUCCUCCCAAAAUAAACAAAAGCUAUUAUAUAGAAUUAUUUUUGCUGCUUAGUGCACAAAAGUCACAGUUUUGAGAUUUUAAAAUUAAUGUAUAGAGCAGUCCUAAACUUCUAAAUAUAUUGAAAUACUGAAUCAUGUUUCAUGAAUUCAUGCUUGAGUCAGCUAAUUGAUAGCUAAACAUGGAAUCUGGACUAAGACUGUCUUAUAUGAAUCAUCCUUCAUAUGAAAAGAUCAAGCUGGAACUUGACCUAUUUUGUUAUAUGUGCACUUAUUAAAUGGCCUCCUGCAUAAUUAUAAAUUGGAAAUUAUGAAAGAUGUUGAAAAUAUAAUACCAGAAUACCUCAUAUUUGUUUUCAUCCUUUUAAAGCUUAUUAUGCAAUUUUAAUACAUAUAAAUGUUAAUGAUAUAUGUUGCAAUUAUAAGUAGGUAAACUAACAAGGUAAAAGCAGAAAAGUCAGUCCACCUCAGCAAACCCUUUGAUUGGGCUUUUCCAAAUCAGUGGCAAACAGCCAAUUUGAGGUGAUAUUUUGAUCAAAUUAUAUUUUACUCAAAGACAUCAGGGAAUAUUCUCACCUUCUGGGUCGCUGUUACAUACAUAUUUUUCCUCUUAAAAAAAGGAAAAUAAAAAAACAAGUGACCCGCCAAGUAAUGUAUGUGAAUUGAUUUUGAAUUUUAAAGCAGUAUUUGUUAAACUGAUGGUAACAAAUGUCUUGGCCAUUUACUGCAUUUUGAAAUGACAUACACUUUUCACUACUUAUGUUCAUUUGUCAUGAUGCUUUCCAUAUGAAACUCUGCUCGCUUGUGGUACAUACUGUAUACUUAAAUUAAUAUAAUAUAGUUGUGUAAAGAAGUGCUAUCAUUAGUAGUAGUAUUAUUGUGACCAUAUCAUACUUUUGCAAAGAACUCCAGGUUAUCUGUGGAUCUUCCACAAUGCCAAACAUAGGGGCACAUUAAAAUAAUAAUAUAUCAUAUGAAUUCAAUAAAUUUAUUGGCAAAUAUUCAAA
Messenger RNA from Lates calcarifer (barramundi perch), 2902 nucleotides. It is a transcript of the gene tmem204, whose product is annotated as transmembrane protein 204. The coding region runs from base 1044 to 1724 and encodes 226 amino acids. The record is from RefSeq and is a predicted model, not a curated record. The transcript has 3 exons. Lineage: Eukaryota; Metazoa; Chordata; Actinopteri; Centropomidae.